UCUCCUCGGGGGCAGGGGCCUGUCCUCAGUCCCCCCAGCCCAGGCCCUGAGCCUGCGGUGGGUGAGCCGCUUCUGCGCAGCAUCUGGUCCUACCCUGACUGGGUGGUGCAGCCCGAGGAGCACCUUGGCCUGGAGCUUGUCACUCCGUAGCUGCACGGAGCUGUGCCAGGCCCGGUCCCCCAGCCCCUCGUAGACGUGGACGGAGGGCUCCUCCUGCAGGUGCCGGCACGUGGUUAAGGAGAUGGACAGGGAGUGUGCCCUCCACAGGCUUGUCGUCUAGCGGCAGACAGGCGGGGACAGAGCGUGCCCUUGUGUCUGGCGUCCAGCUCCCAGCCUCCGCCUGCUCGGGAAGCUGUCGUGAGGCACGUGUGCCGCGGGCCUCAGGGACACUGGGGGAUGGGAGUCUUCCAAGGCGAGCCCGUCUUGUGGUGGGGGCAAGUGAGCACGUGGGUUACAGGCCGGGGUCGGCCCUGGAAUGGGGGCUGGGCUGCGUGUGAGCCCUCGCCACCCUCUGCUGGCACGGACAGACAAACCGGAGUCUGUGGGACGCCCACCUUACCAGGAUGGUCUGCGCCAGUUUCCCUGGGGGCCAUCCCAGCACCUUGUUCCUCUGGAGAGGGGCAGUAGUGGGGAUAAUGCGGCAAAUAAAACCAACUCUUUUGAUUGCAAGUUAUAGGAAUCUACUCCAAAAAGCCACACACAGCUUCACAUCUGCAAGGUGGGAAGACCCCACAACCAGAGGGAAGGCGGGUGACCGGCUCAGGCCUGACGCAGUGCGACUGCCCCAGCCCCCAUCCACGACGUCUUCCUCUCUCUGAACCAGGGCGCGAGUGGAGGCCGCCAGCAGCCUGCAGCCGGACCUAUUGCUCUUCGGAAGGAGGCAGCAGGGGACGCAGCCGCCAGGCCUGCCGGGCCUUUGGUACCCUGGCUGCUUUGACAGACUCACUCCUGGGCGCUAGGGGCCGAGACCGCAGGACUCAGAGGGCACAGCCUGCCCUGACCUCUCUGUGGCUGUGGGUCCGGCCCUUUGGCUGCAGCUCCCUGUUAGCGCUCACGUCCUGACCCUGGAAGACAGAUAGGAGCACGGAGGGAAGGCCAGGCAAUGGCUGUCCCCAGGCCCCACCCAGGAUCCUGAGGCCCGGAAGGGGAGGGGGCUUCUCGAACUCCCGAGCACUCCCAGGACCUCUGCCCGUUGCCCUGCCUUCCCUUUGCCCUCAUCGAAGUGGCAGGAUACAGCGACUUUGUUAUCGGGGUAAUUAGCUUCAGACCCUGGACUGAGGCUGCCCAGGUCCUGGGCUGCUUCCCACAGGCGGUGCACCCUGACCCCAAAAGCAAGGUGAGGCCCUGCCCGCUGAGCAGCCGAGGUGUCACCCUUGGGCACCUCCCACACUGCCCUUUCUGCCUGGGGUCCGUGUCCUUCAGGACCGCUUGGGCCUGGUCACGGCGUGGGGCCUUGUGACCCAGCCUUGCCAGGGGCAGAGGGCGCCGCCAAGCCUUAGGGAGGGGAUGCCCCCAAGGGUGCUGGUCCAGCCCACCGCCCCACUCCUCAGGCCCAGUCUGGCCCCGGUGCUCCCCAAUCUGGUGCCCCGAGCUGCCCCCCUGGCAGGUCGCCCCCGCCAUGGCCGAGCACCUGGAGCUGCUGGCAGAGAUGCCCGUGGUGGGCAGGAUGAACGCGCAGGAGCGGCUGAAGCACGCCCAGAAGCGCCGGGCCCAGCAGGUGAAGGCGUGGGCCCAGGCGGAGAAGGAGGCCCAGGGCAAGAAGGGCCAUCGGGAGCAGCCGCGGAAGGAGGCAGCUGGGGGCAGGCCACAGAAGCGGGUCCUCUUCCCUCCCAGCGUCACCCUUCUGGAGGCUGCUGCCCGCAACGACCUGGAGGAAGUCCGCCAGCUCCUUGAGAGUGGGGUCAGCCCUGACCUGGCCAACGAGGAUGGCCUGACGGCCCUGCACCAGAGCUGCAUUGAUGACUUCCGAGAGAUGGUGCAGCAGCUCCUGGAGGCUGGGGCCAAGGUCAAUGCCCGCGACAGCGAGAGCUGGACUCCCCUGCACGCCGCGGCCACCUGCGGCCACCUGCAACUGGUGGAGCUGCUCAUCGGCUGGGGUGCUGACCUCCUGGCCGUCAACACCGAUGGGAACAUGCCUUAUGACCUCUGUGAGGACGAGCAGACGCUGGACUGCCUUGAGACGGCCAUGGCCAACCGUGGCAUCACCCAGGACAGCAUCGAGGGGGCCCGGGCCCUGCCCGAGCUGCGCAUGCUGGAGGACAUCCGCGGCCUGCUGCGGGCGGGAGCCGACAUCGAUGACCCCCAGGACCACGGGGCCACGCUGCUGCACGUUGCGGCCGCCAGUGGGUUCGGCGAGGCAGCCGUCCUGCUGCUGGAGCACCGGGCCAGUCCGCGCGCCAGGGACCAGGACGGCUGGGAGCCGCUGCACGCCGCAGCCUACUGGGGCCAGGUGCACCUGGCGGAGCUGCUGGUGGCGCACGGGGCCGAUCUGAAUGGGAAGUCUCUGGCGGACGAGACGCCUCUCGACGUGUGCGGGGACGAGGCGGUGCGGACCAGGCUGCUGGAGCUGAAGCACAGGCAGGACGCACUGCUGCACGCCCAGGGCCGCCGGCACUCUCUGCCGCGGCGCCGCACCUCGAGCGCGGGCAGCCGGGGGAAGGUGGUGAGGAGGGUGAGCCUGACCCAGCGGACCAGCCUGUACCGCAGGGAGCAUGCCCAGGAGGCCAUUGUGUGGCAACAGCCACCGCCCACCAGCCCGGAGCCACCCGAGGAGGACGAGGUUGGCCGGACGGACGUGGAGCUACGCUCCGGGCCUAGCGAGCAGGAGGACGAUCCCGAGUCGGCCAGGCCGCACAACGGCCGAGUCGGAGGCACCCCAGGGCGGCACCUGUAUUCCAAGCGGCUGGACCGGAGCGUCUCCUACCAGCUGAGCCCCCUGGACAGCUGUGUCCCCGAUGCCCUGGGCCGGGUCAAGGCCCAGCACACGCUCGCGGAGCUGAAGCGCCAGCGAGCCGCCGCUAAGCUGCAGCGUCCCCCGCCUGAGGGGCCCGAGGGGCCCGAGCCCAGCCCGCCGGCCGCCGCUGCUACGAGCCCCCAGCCGGAACACAGCCCCAGGGCCGGUGGAGACCCGCCACUGCUGAAGCUCACCGCGCCCUCGGAGGAGGCCCCCGCGGAGAGGAGGCCCUGCUGCCUGCUCAUGUGAGGGGCUGGCACCCGGAGUCCCCCGGAGGCUGCCGCGGAGGACCCUGCUCUGGGGACCCCAGUGUACGCCCUGCUGCUGCUGCUGCUGCUGCUGCUGGGAGAGAGCUGGCGCGGGACCUCCCUCAGCUCCCCUCCCGGGGAUGCCAGCGUCCUGGCUCAGAGAUGAGCCUCUGGCAGAAGCCCUCCUGGGGGGCCGUCCGGCUGCAGAGACCUAGUUCCAUCGUGUGCCUCUUGAUAAAGGGCUAUUCUGCCA
This is a messenger RNA of Enhydra lutris kenyoni (northern sea otter), 3454 nucleotides long. Its product is annotated as protein phosphatase 1 regulatory subunit 16A. The coding region runs from base 1619 to 3202 and encodes 527 amino acids. Gene Ontology annotation, molecular function: phosphatase regulator activity; enzyme inhibitor activity; protein binding. The transcript is spliced from 11 exons. The record is from RefSeq and is a predicted model, not a curated record. Lineage: Eukaryota; Metazoa; Chordata; Mammalia; Carnivora; Mustelidae. Gene Ontology annotation, cellular component: cytoplasm.